AUGUCAACUGAGGGCGAUUCAGGUAUGCUGCUGCUUUUUAGAGCAGAGUCAGAUGAUCCGCCUGCAGGACCAGAAGACGAGGAUGAUGAUGCCGAGAACAAGAGAGAACCUGUGGACACAAACGAAGAGGUCGACGAACCCCGUAGCGAGCAGCGACCUUUCUCGGACGUGAUUGAUCGCCCAGUUUCCGAUUUCAACUCAAUGUCUUCUCAAAGAUCAUCUGAAGAAAAGACAGGACAUGAUGAUGGAAUUGAUACAUGUGCUGAGAUUGAAUGCAACUAUGAUGAAAUUGUGGAUACUUUUGAUGGCAUGGAUUUGUGUGAGAGCUUAUUACGAGGAAUCUAUGCCUAUGGUUUUGAGAAACCAUCCCUCAUCCAACAGAGAGCUAUUGUUCCUUGUAUAAAAGGUUGUGAUGUAAUUGCCCAAGCACAAUCAGGAACAGGUAAAACAGCAACCUUCUCUAUUGCCAUCUUGCAGCAACUCAAUGUAGAUCUAAUGGAAUGCCAAGCUUUAGUGUUAGCACCCACCAGAGAAUUGGCUCAGCAGAUACAAAAGGUAGUUUUAGCUUUGGGAGAUUAUAUGCAGGCUCAAUGUCAUGCAUGUAUAGGUGGAACUAAUGUAAGAGAUGAUAAACUACGUCUUUCUCAAGGUGUACACACUAUUGUAGGAACUCCAGGACGUGUGCUUGAUAUGAUCCAAAGAGGAUAUUUGAAAACAAAUAAUAUCAAGAUAUUUGUCCUUGAUGAAGCAGAUGAAAUGCUUUCACGUGGAUUUAAAGAUCAAAUUUACAAUGUUUUUAGGUGUAUGCCAGAAAAUAUCCAAGUUGUACUUUUGUCAGCCACAAUGCCUCGGGAUGUAUUUGAGGUGACCACACACUUUAUGAGAGAUCCUGUGAAGAUUUUAGUAAAAAAAGAAGAACUUACUCUUGAGGGUAUUAAACAAUUUUAUAUCCAAGUUGAACGAGAGGAAUGGAAAUUGGAUACUUUAUCUGAUUUGUAUGGCACUCUAACUAUCACCCAGGCUGUUAUAUUUUGCAAUACACGGAGGAAAGUAGACUGGCUCACAGAUAAAAUGAUGGAAAGAGACUUUACUGUUUCUUCUAUGCAUGGGGACAUGGACCAAAAAGAAAGGGAUGUAAUUAUGCGAGAAUUCCGCUCUGGUUCAAGCCGUGUGCUCAUCACAACUGAUCUUCUGGCACGUGGGAUUGAUGUGCAGCAAGUAUCCCUGGUCAUUAAUUAUGAUUUACCUACAAACAGGGAAAAUUAUAUACACAGAAUUGGCAGAGGAGGACGUUUUGGACGUAAAGGAGUUGCCAUCAACUUCAUCAUCCAGGAGGAUGCACGCAUUCUUCAAGAUAUUGAACAAUUUUACAACACAUCAAUUGAAGAGAUGCCCAUGAAUGUUGCUGAUUUAAUUUGA
Messenger RNA from Acanthosepion pharaonis, 1419 nucleotides. The record is from the annotation of a GenBank genome assembly. Lineage: Eukaryota; Metazoa; Mollusca; Cephalopoda; Sepiida; Sepiidae.